AAAAAAAAGAUAAUUAUCUCAAAAGCAAUAUCAACGACAAUCACGACACCGAUAACAACAAUAAAGAAAGACACAGCAACAACAACAACAACAACAACAGGGCACAUCAGUACUAAGUGGAUACAAGAUGGAAUUACAAUCGCUGGAGGGAAUGGACAAGGAGAUCAGUUGAAUCAACUUCACUGGCCUGGCAUGAUCUAUUUAGAUGAUGAUAAUGAGACAAUUUAUGUUGUCGAUGGAGGAAAUCAUCGUAUCGUUGAAUGGAAAUCUAACGCAACGACUGGUCAAGUUGUUGCAGGUGGAAAUGGAAAUGGAAGUCGAACAGAUCAAUUAUCUAAACCCACAUCUAUGAUUGUUGAUAUAAAUAAUGAUUCCUUUAUCAUUUGUGACAGUGGAAACCGGCGGGUGGUACGAUGGUUUCGUCGAAAUGACAGUAAUCAACAAAUCAUCAUUUCAGAUAUUCAUUGUUCUGGUCUGGCGAUGGAUAAUAACGGAGAUCUCUAUGUCUUUGAUUUGCAAAAACAUGAAGUAAGUCGAUGGAAACAAGGUGAUAAGAAUGGAACCACCGUUGCACGUGUAAAUAAUCAAUCCAGGGAACUCAGUCAAGCACUUUCUGAUCCUACUUCUAUCUUCGUUGAUAUAGAUUAUUCUGUUUAUAUAUGUGAUAGGUUGAACCAUCAUGUUAUAAAAUGGUUAAAAAAUGCAAAGGUAGGUAUUGUUCUUGCUGGUGUAGAUGGUCAAGGAACGAGUGUCAGACAACUGAGUCAUCCCGAAGCAAUGAUUGUCGAUCGUUUUGGUAAUGUCUAUGUAGCUGACUCUGGCAACAACCGUAUAAUGCGGUGGUUGAAAUUGACAGGCUUCAUAGAAGGUCGAAUUAUCGUUGGUGGAAAUGGAGUAGGUAACGGCCCAAAUCAGUUAAAUAGUCCUAGUGGUUUAUUAUUCGACCGAAAAGGUAAUUUAUAUGUUAGUGAUCAUGGUGGGCAUCGAGUACAAAAAUUUGACGUCGACUUAAAUUAA
Adineta steineri is the source of this 1017-nucleotide messenger RNA. Lineage: Eukaryota; Metazoa; Rotifera; Eurotatoria; Adinetida; Adinetidae. The record is from the annotation of a GenBank genome assembly.